Messenger RNA from Malassezia vespertilionis, 936 nucleotides. It is a transcript of the gene cmk1, whose product is annotated as calcium/calmodulin-dependent protein kinase. Gene Ontology annotation, molecular function: calmodulin binding; ATP binding; calcium/calmodulin-dependent protein kinase activity. The transcript is spliced from 3 exons. The coding region runs from base 1 to 936 and encodes 311 amino acids. Gene Ontology annotation, biological process: cellular response to oxidative stress; protein phosphorylation. The record is from RefSeq and is a predicted model, not a curated record. Lineage: Eukaryota; Fungi; Basidiomycota; Malasseziomycetes; Malasseziales; Malasseziaceae.
AUGUCAGGUGUGAUUAGCAAGAGCCUUAUGCGGGGUCGCGAGCACAUGGUGCGGAAUGAAAUUGCGUCACUAAAGCGUGUGUCUGUUGGACAUAAAGGCAUUGUUUCGCUGGUGGACUACUUUGAGACGAUGAACAACCUGUAUCUUGUCACCGACCUGUGUCAAGGUGGCGAGCUGUUUGACCGCAUUUGCGACCGAGGCAGCUACUACGAGAAAGAUGCAGCGGUGAUCAUCCGCGAGGUGCUUGAAUCUGUCAAGUACCUGCACAACCAAGGCAUAGUGCACCGCGACCUGAAGCCCGAGAACUUGCUUUUUCGCGACCGCAGCGAACACUCGGAUCUGCUCAUCGCCGAUUUCGGGCUUUCGCGCAUGGUCGAUGACGAGCAAAUGUCCGUGCUGAGCACCACGUGUGGCACACCAGGGUACAUGGCGCCGGAAAUCUUUAAAAAGACGGGGCACGGAAAGCCCGUGGACAUGUGGGCUAUCGGUGUGAUUACCUACUUUUUGCUCUGUGGUUACACCCCCUUUGAUCGCGAGUCGGGUGUCGAAGAGAUGAAUGCAAUCAUUAAUGCGGACUACAAGUUUGAGCCGGAAAUAUAUUGGCGCGACGUUUCGGAGCUCGCGCGCGACUUUAUCAGGCGCCUGCUCACCGUGGACCAAGCGGAACGCAUGUCUGCAGUGCAGGCACUAGAGCACCCCUGGAUUCGCGACGUCUCUUACGCGCCAUCGCCCACGGACCAGAAGGACUUGCUGCCAGAUAUCAAGAGUGCAUUCAAUGCGAAGCGGACAUUCCGCAAGGCCGUCAACGGUAUCCGUAUUAUCAAUCGCUUGCGCAGCGAAACGCAAGAACAUCAACUUGCGCGUGCUCAUAUGGACCGCAUGCGCGAGGAGGCCAGCCAAGAGUCGGCCAACCUCGACGAGGUCUGGGCAAAGUAA